Messenger RNA from Symbiodinium sp. CCMP2456, 366 nucleotides. NCBI's taxonomy places the organism in Eukaryota, Dinophyceae, Suessiales, Symbiodiniaceae. The record is from the annotation of a GenBank genome assembly.
GUGGGGCAGAUCGUGGUGGAACCCCUGUGGCUUUACGGAACCGACACCUGGGUCAUGUCGCGGCCCAACAUCAUCCGCCUUGGCCCCCCUGACCUCACGAAGACGAGCAACCUCCAUGGAAGCCUCCUGGAUGGCUACAUCCCGAACGGGACGAAUGCUAUGGGGCCCAUGAUCAAGGUCAUCCUCGAAGAUGCCACGACCGGAGACAUUGAUGCCUAUGGCUGCUUCGGUUUCAUCCCAAACGAGGCUACAGUGGCAGGAGUCUACUGCGCCAACCGCUCCUGGUGCACGCCCCGCGCCACCAAAGUGAACGAGGAGCUGAUCCUGGACGGCAGCAACCCGGAUCACCGGAUCACCGUGCUGAAG